AUCAGACACCUCCGAUGAUAAAGGCACAUUUCAGGGUACAAUGUGUGAGGGUCCUUCAUCAAUAUCUGGGCCAAUCCCUCCUGAUCCUUCUCUUUUCCCUGAACUCUAUAAACGUACAAAUUCAGCUCGUGGACGCUUAGAGGGGCAGCAUGAUGGAAGUCUGUUGUCAGGACCACUUGCUCCAGACCCUGUGUUGUAUCCAGGCUUCUACACUGCUCGCACUCCUGCUCAGCAUCCCCGCAUUGGCCCAAAUGCUGCUCAUAUUUUGGAAAGAGGAAAAAAAGGGGUUGUGGGCGAGUUGCUCAAGCUAGAUGAUGCCCCUUUCAUUUAUACUCCUAAGCAGAAACAUCUUGUACAGGAUUUUGGUAAAGAGAAUGUGCGGCGACUCAGGGAGAUCCAAAAACGCUACAGAGAGCAGCAGGCUGAGAUCACACAGUCACGCCAUGCUCCAGUCAAAGCUCUUUCUUCAAAGUAUCUUCAUGUUCCCUCAAAAGUAACGACACAGCUACAGAUUCCACAUUCAGCAAUCAAACCUCAGUGUCAAAACUUUCUAAAGGCACAUGGGGCAUCACAAACUUCUCCCAAAGUUUUGCGGCGCUCAGUAUCAUGUAACUUUAAAAAUGACAAGAAUCCACAAAAUCAGGUCAGCAAUUCUGAACAGGAAGUAAAUGGACUUGCUUCUGUUACUAAGUUUUUUUGGUUCAAAGGCCAGACCGUAAACUUCAUAAAACAUAAUGCAAAGGCUGCAGGGAAAACAGCGCUGCGUCGUUCUCAGUCUUUGUCAAGCCUUAAGGAAAAACCUAUUCCCAGUGCAGUCAAAGGACAAGUCCACUCAGUAGGUAAUCUUGAGGAAAGAAAGGAGCAAUGGAGGAGAGAAGAAGAAGAGCGAAGGAGGAAUGCCCCUGAUCCAUCUGCUCCAGCCGGUCACACACUGAUGCCUGAGAGCGAGAGACAGGAAACUCUUAAAUCCCUCAAAGAAAGCCACCGCUCCUUGGUGUCUGAGCUACUUUCACUUCCCCUCAAAGCAGACAACCUAAGUGUACAAACUCGAAAGGCUCAUCUUGAUUGCAGACUUUCUGAGCUCGAGGAAGCCAUCAAAAUAUUUUCUAGGGACAAAGUUUAUGUAAAAAAUGAUUUUUAACAACAUGAGAAAUCCAAAUACCACAGAUUUAUGAGAUUUUGUAAAGACAGAAGCCCAAUUUUUUAA
Molecule: messenger RNA, 1207 nt
Organism: Periophthalmus magnuspinnatus
Lineage: Eukaryota; Metazoa; Chordata; Actinopteri; Gobiiformes; Gobiidae
Gene: enkd1
Product: enkurin domain containing 1
Exons: 9
Coding region: 41-1141 (366 amino acids)
Cellular component (GO): cytoplasmic microtubule
Source: RefSeq, a predicted model, not a curated record